AUUAGAAGCUUAGGAAACUAGAAAAAAUUGAAACUUUCUUCAUUGAAAUGAACUAAAUUCCCAAAAUUACCAUUAAUCCUAGUGAAAAGUACUUGCCAAACGUAUUAGGUAAAAAGUAUGGAUUAAGUUAUCCCCCACACUACCAAAAUUAUUUGCAUUAACACCAAACUUCACUGACUCUUCUAACAACUCCACCUUCUUCCCCCAUUAUAUAUAUGCAAAACCUUCAAUCCUCUUGUUUCCAUCCUGAAAUCUAUCUCUAGAAACAUCUACUCAAAAACACAUCACUAGUUAAUUUAAUUACCUUCAAAUGGCGAGCUUCCAUGGCGGACUUCUUUGCCUCCUGGUACUUGGGAUCUGCAUGGUGCAGCCGAACUUGGCCACUGUUUAUACCGUUGGAGACACUGCCGGUUGGGCUCUUGGUGUUGAUUAUGUCACAUGGGCUUCAGGGAAGACCUUUGGCGUCGGCGACAAACUUGCGUUCAACUAUGCAGGAGGCCACACAGUAGAUGAAGUUGAUCCGAAUGACUACAAAGCAUGCGCAGCCGGAAAUUCCAUAACUUCCGACAGUUCAGGCUCCACCACCAUCACCUUAAAAACCCCAGGAACUCACUACUUCAUUUGCAGUUCCAUGGGGCAUUGCGAUGGCGGCAUGAAACUCUCCGUCACAGUCGCUGCCGGUGGACCGUCUACUACUCCAUCUCCAGGGGGCGGCAGUUCUACCACUCCAACGUCGCCUGCAACUGACACCCCUUCGGCUACCGGGACGACGACUCCCACAACAAAACUUCCAUCCGGUUCGUCAAAUUCAGGGUCAUCGUCUCCUUUCCCCAACUUCUACAUGGCCGUUCUGGCCAUUUUGGUAGGUUCGUCGGCGUUGGCUGUGGGUUAUUAUUGAGAAAUUGAGUUUACAUAUAUAUAUAUAUACAUAUAUUAUGUGGCGCUGAGAUUUGAGAUGUUCUAUGUUUUUAGUUGGGCGUUGGGCGUUGGGCAUUGGUUUGAAUAUGGCCGGGAUAGAGGCAUUGCUUUUUUCUUCUCAUUUUCGUUUUGGUAUAAGGUGGUCUAUUUUUCACAUUAUUGUUAGAAUUUUUAAUUUAAUUUUUCCUUUUUAAAAACAUUUUAAUAAUUUCCUUUUAGCUUUGCUUACUAUUUACUCUCAAAACUUAGCCCCAAUAAACAAUCCUAUUCCUCCACUAGAGGAAGAUUGGGGGAGGAAGCAAAGAAGACAGAGAUGAAAAUUACAUGACCUCUUCAUUCUCGCUCUCCUUUUCUCCUUCUCGAUAUACUAGGAGAUCACGAGUAUAGUUAUAGUUCUAAGUAGGGUCAAACUUUCUCAACUUUAUGCUAUUUAACAGUGUAAUACUAGAUUUAUAUCCAAUUUACUUCUAAGAUGGUUCAUGUUGUAA
This is a messenger RNA of Cucumis sativus (cucumber), 1406 nucleotides long. RefSeq names its product blue copper protein. Gene Ontology annotation, cellular component: plasma membrane. The transcript has 2 exons. The record is from RefSeq and is a predicted model, not a curated record. The coding region runs from base 311 to 898 and encodes 195 amino acids. Gene Ontology annotation, molecular function: electron transfer activity. NCBI's taxonomy places the organism in Eukaryota, Viridiplantae, Streptophyta, Magnoliopsida, Cucurbitales, Cucurbitaceae.